This is a messenger RNA of Macrosiphum euphorbiae (potato aphid), 399 nucleotides long. Lineage: Eukaryota; Metazoa; Arthropoda; Insecta; Hemiptera; Aphididae. The record is from the annotation of a GenBank genome assembly.
AUGGUAAUUACCGAGUUAUUAGAAAUAGUUAACCGAAUUAAACCAAUGCACGACAAGUAUGCUAUAGAUGAGCUGGUCAAAACUCACAACCGUACUAUUUUAAGACUCCCGCCAUAUCACUGUGAGUUGAAUCCGAUUGAACUGGCUUGGUCUUCAGUCAAAAAUCACGUGAAAAUGAACAACACCACCUACAAAUUAAGUGACGUAAAACAAUUGUUGAUGGAAGGCAUUGAAAAAGUUGACGACACCAUGUGGAAAAAUUUCAUUUCUCACACAACAUCAGUGGAAGACAAGUUUUAUGAGGUUGACUUCCUCAUUGACGAAGUGUUGAGCGCAGAAUUACAACCCACAGUACUGACCUUAGGGAAUACGUCUUCGGAUUCUGAAGAAUCAAAUUAG